AGCGAUUUGCGCAAGUAGUAAGUGUAUUUUGUGUUGAAAAUGGCACAAACUGUAGAGGACCAAGUCCUCAAUAUAGUAAACAGUUUAAAACAAAAUCAAGAAAAGGAACCUGAAGACACAGCUGUAACUCAAACUUCUAAGUCUUCGUCAAAAAAAGAGAAGAAACAAAAUGAAGAAACUAUUAGGGGACGUCCUAAAUCUGGACGCUUUUGGAAAACGCAGAAAGAGAGGUUUGCUACAGUGAAUAAGACUAAAGGGCUUACGCAAGAUUUUAAAAAGAAGACUGCCCUUAGGUUAGAACUAAAGAGGACUAAAGAAUUAUCCCGGCAAGUUUUAGAAGAACUAAAACAAAAAGAACAAGCUAGGAAAGAAAGGAGAAGAGAGAACAUCAAGCGGUCAGCCGAAAACAAGGCAAAGGCUGAGGUUGUUCAAGUUAUCACUAAUUCUGCCAAACUGAAGAGAAUGCGUAAGAAGCAGCUGAGGUUCAUCCAAAAACGGGAUACUAAUAAAGAAGUUGAGGCUAAUAAAUAGAUAUUU
Cydia fagiglandana is the source of this 537-nucleotide messenger RNA. Its product is annotated as coiled-coil domain-containing protein 86. The record is from RefSeq and is a predicted model, not a curated record. NCBI's taxonomy places the organism in Eukaryota, Metazoa, Arthropoda, Insecta, Lepidoptera, Tortricidae. Bases 40 to 531 code for a protein of 163 amino acids. The transcript is spliced from 2 exons. Gene Ontology annotation, cellular component: nucleolus.